GCGCGCCGUGCUCGCAGAAAGAGAGCGGCGCGGCGCGAGCGUGCAGGCAGCCAGCCGGCUGCAUGGCGCGCUGCGAACGGCUGCGCGGCGCGGCCCUGCGCGACGUGCUGGGCCGGGCGCAGGGGGUCCUUUUCGAUUGCGACGGGGUGCUGUGGAACGGCGAGCGCGCCGUGCCGGGCGCCCCGGAGCUGCUGGAGCGGCUGGCGCGGGCUGGCAAGGCGGCGCUGUUCGUGAGCAACAACAGCCGGCGCGCGCGGCCCGAGCUGGCCCUCCGCUUCGCGCGCCUCGGCUUCGGGGGGCUGCGCGCCGAGCAGCUAUUCAGCUCCGCGCUGUGCGCUGCGCGCUUGCUGCGCCAGCGCCUGCUCGGGCCGCCGGACGCGCAGGGCGCGGUGUUCGUGUUGGGCGGCGAGGGGCUGCGGGCCGAGCUGCGCGCCGCGGGGCUGCGCCUGGCGGGGGACCCCGACGAGGACCCGGGCUCGGCCCCGCGCGUGCGCGCCGUGCUGGUGGGCUACGACGAGCACUUCUCCUUCGCUAAGCUGAGCGAGGCCUGCGCGCACCUGCGCGACCCCGACUGCCUGCUGGUGGCCACCGACCGCGACCCGUGGCACCCGCUCAGCGACGGCAGCCGGACUCCCGGCACCGGGAGCCUGGCUGCCGCCGUAGAGACAGCCUCAGGCCGCCAGGCCCUGGUGGUGGGCAAGCCCAGCCCCUACAUGUUCGAGUGCAUCACAGAGCACUUCAGCAUGGACCCCAGCCGCAUACUUAUGGUGGGCGACCGCCUGGAGACCGACAUCCUCUUCGGCCACCGCUGUGGCAUGACCACCGUGCUCACGCUCACAGGCGUCUCCCGUCUGGAGGAGGCCCAGACCUACCUGGCAGCUGGCCAGCACGACCUCGUGCCCCAUUACUAUGUGGAGAGCAUCGCGGACAUGAUGGAGGGGUUGGAGGACUGAGCCCACCUGACCGGCAACUGCGGCUGCAACCCUUGCUCACCCUGUUCCUGUAGGUGGAGGUGAUGGGCCAAGAGCUGCAUUAAGGGCGACCAGCGCCCUGGGCCCAGUUUCUACCCUGGUGGGGCUGGAACCCAGGGAAGAUGUCAGGGCCCUCGGACCCCCUUCCAGCAGUGGCUGGGCACUCUGCUGUCCCAGAAGCUGCCCCCCUCCCUGCCACUGGUUUACCCUGGCCUGACCCAGCCAGGUGGCCUUAUAUCCUGCCCUGUGACCUCCGCUUGUUUAAACUUGGGCCCUGCUGCCUUGUGAGGACUUCCCCCAACCCUGAGCACUUAAUCCCCUACCUCCUCCCUGGGGCCUCUAGGGCUCUACCUGCUCCUGGGUUCCUACUGACCAAUCAGAGGUCUAGGUAGCCAUGAAUCAUUAUUGUCCUGAGCCCUGAAUGGACCGAUCAGAAGGCUAAGUGAUAGUGACUCGAUGCUGUUGGGUCUUGAGUGGACCAGUUGGGAGCCUAAGCGACAAUGACCCUUUCUUGUCCUAGGUCCUGGGUAGACCAAUCAGGACCCUAGGUAAUAAUGACCCAUUAGUCUCUUGGAUCCUGAAUAGAACAAUCCAGAAGCCUGAGAGACAGUGGCCUCUUGACAAUCUGGGUCUGACUGGACCAGCCAGGGGUCCAGAUUUCUGUUCAUAAAUAGGGGUCCAAGUGUGAAGACACCCCUCCUCCACAAAGGGGGCCACUUGGUGGCUCUGGGGGCUUCUGUAGCUGAGAGCCCCACCCUCCCUGAUCACGGUACCAGACCAGUGUUGACGGUGGUCACAGCUUGGGAGGGGGGCUUUUGUGGCCCGCCCCCCAUGCUGUCAGUGUUUGCUGUGCCACCUCUCCACUGCGCCCACCCCCAGCUAUUUAUUAUUGCGUGCCAGUGAUGGUGGGGAUGGGGGCUGGGCCUUCCCUGCCACCUCCACCCUUGUUGUAACCAGUCCUCCCGUACUUAAUAAAGUGCGAGUGGGA
Lipotes vexillifer (Yangtze River dolphin) is the source of this 1959-nucleotide messenger RNA. It is a transcript of the gene PDXP, whose product is annotated as pyridoxal phosphatase. Lineage: Eukaryota; Metazoa; Chordata; Mammalia; Artiodactyla; Lipotidae. The transcript has 2 exons. Gene Ontology annotation, molecular function: pyridoxal phosphatase activity. Gene Ontology annotation, cellular component: cytosol; cytoplasm. The record is from RefSeq and is a predicted model, not a curated record. The coding region runs from base 63 to 953 and encodes 296 amino acids.